AUGGUCGUGGACAUAGCCUCCAAGGGUGCCGACAAGGAGAAACAGGAGACCCUCAAGCUCACCAAGGAAAAUGAUAUUCUCUAUCAAAAUGUGGAGUUAAGUCCAAGGACGAGGAACUUCGAUCCCUGGACAUAUAACUCUACAGAAGUAAGAGUACGAUUUGCACCUAGUCCAACUGGAUAUUUGCAUUUGGGAGGACUUCGAACUGCUUUGUAUAAUUAUUUGUAUGCCAAGCAUAACAAUGGCCGUUUCCUGUUGCGGAUUGAGGAUACAGAUCAAACACGUCUCGUGCCUGGAGCCAUGGAACGUUUAAUCGAAGAUUUGCAAUGGUCUGGCAUAGAAAUUGAUGAAGGACCCGGUUCAAAGGCGCCGGGUAACUAUGGCCCUUAUAUACAAAGUCAACGUACCAAAAUAUAUUUAGACCAUGUUCAAGUUUUGCUUGACAAUGGUUCGGCUUAUCGUUGUUUUUGUACAGAACGAAGAUUGGAUUUGCUGCGAAAGGAGGCUUUACGUACUAGACAAGUACCAAAAUAUGAUAAUAAAUGUCGUCAUCUUACACAAGACCAGAUUGAUGAGCAUUUAGCUAAAUCGACACCGUAUUGUAUUCGUUUUAAGCUAAACGAUUAUGAGGAGCCGCUUAAUGAUUUAAUUUAUGGCCCAGUACAUCACAAUGUUAGUCAAAAUGAAGGAGAUCCAGUUAUUGUGAAAUCUGAUCAAUUCCCAACCUACCACUUUGCCAAUGUUGUCGAUGAUCAUCUAAUGAAAAUCUCACAUGUCUUUCGUGGUGUUGAAUGGCAAAUAUCGACAACAAAACAUUUACUUUUGUAUAGAGCCUUUGGUUGGCAACCACCAGAAUUUGGUCAUUUACCACUUCUGGUUAAUGUAGACGGGACUAAAUUAAGUAAACGCCAAGGUGAUAUAGGUAUUCAAAAUUUCAGAGAUAAAGGCUACUUUCCAAUAGCCUUGUUAAAUUAUGUUGUCUCAGCUGGUGGUGGUUUUCCUCAUGAACAAUUUUCGAAACCAAAAGUUUAUACAUUAUCAGAACUUUCGGAAAUGUUCGACAUUGAAAAAGUCAAUUCUCACCCAAGCCGUCUAAAUCCUGAACUUCUUGAUGAAUUUAAUCGUUUACAAAUCGAAGAAUUGCUAAAGUCUGAAGACUCGGCAAAUGACUUGGUGAAAAUGGUACAAAAUUUGGUGCAAACUACAUAUCCUUCGGAAAAAAAUCUCGAUCUUAAUACAGCACAUAUUCGCAAUAUCCUCCAUUGGUCAUCAAAACGAUUAACAUUUAUAAAAGAUUUGACCUCGCCAAAAUUGAGUUUCCUCUGGGUGAAGCCGGCAAAUUUUCAACUCGAUGUUAUCAGUAAAGAACAACAGAACAAACUAUUGGAUACUCUUAGAAAGGAAGAUUUUGCAAAGGAUCACUUAAAUACUGUCCUAAAGGAUUAUAGCAAACAAAAUGGUAUCAAAUUUCCUAUACUUAUGAAAUCUUUAAGAUCUGCUUUAAGUGGUUUGAAAGAAGGACCUGGUGUGGCUGAAAUGAUGGAAAUUUUGGGUAAGAAAGUGGUAUUGGAACGACUUGCAGAUGCCAUGGCUUAUUGUGAAAAAUCACCAGAGAAACGAAAAGUAACUGUCUAG
Molecule: messenger RNA, 1635 nt
Organism: Musca vetustissima
Lineage: Eukaryota; Metazoa; Arthropoda; Insecta; Diptera; Muscidae
Gene: GluRS-m
Product: probable glutamate--tRNA ligase, mitochondrial
Exons: 10
Coding region: 1-1635 (544 amino acids)
Biological process (GO): glutamyl-tRNA aminoacylation
Molecular function (GO): glutamate-tRNA ligase activity; tRNA binding; zinc ion binding
Source: RefSeq, a predicted model, not a curated record